Aspergillus puulaauensis is the source of this 1299-nucleotide messenger RNA. RefSeq lists its product as uncharacterized. The transcript has 3 exons. The record is from RefSeq and is a predicted model, not a curated record. NCBI's taxonomy places the organism in Eukaryota, Fungi, Ascomycota, Eurotiomycetes, Eurotiales, Aspergillaceae. Bases 1 to 1299 code for a protein of 432 amino acids.
AUGAUUGAAGAAACCGCCGCAUCUCUCAAUAUACCAGUUACUCGGAAACUUGAAGAUACUAUGGAUUCUUCACAAUUUAUUUAUCAGAGUCCAAGCUCUCGAUCCCAGACUGGAACAAACCGAACAUUCGACGAUGGACCGGUACAGGAAGCUGCUAUACAACAGCUUGACACCCAUGAUUCUUCAGACGCUGAAUUACCCCUCUGCACAACUGGCGGGAAGAUUUGUUUUUGGUGUCAUACUGAAAGCCCUGAUCAAAAAGUAACUGAUAGUUUAGAUACAGCCGAGACCCCUCCACUUCUUUAUCGGUGGUGGAACGCCGAAUCUCAAGGCGUUAACGCUGAGAGCAAGUUUGUCGCUGGUCUAUUUUCUGAUAUAUUCCAAGAAUACUUCACCCCUGAUAGUAUCGCCGGAGAUAAGUUCCAGUGUUUAUUCGAGAACCAUGUUCGUAUAAACCACACACCUUCUCCGUUUAUAUCAACAUUUAAAUCAGCUCUCGCCCCAAUCCACAGAGCGCUGCGCGAAGAGGAAGGAGCGUCGAUAUCAAUUAUCGAUACAAAACACCUGAAGACAAAGGUUUACUCUUCGCUUGAGUACAUGCGACAAUGGAAAGUAAAGGUCAAAAACUCGAACUAUAACGGUGCGGGGGAGUAUCUAGUAUGGGGUCAGAUUGACGACGCGAUAAUCUGCACAUUCAAGAUUACAACUCUUCGAAGGAUAUCGCGGGAGAAUACUGAUAUAAAUCAGUUGCUCCAACUUCAUAAGAUCGCUGGUUCUAGGAGAAAUAGGAGAGGAUUACAUCAAGCAAUGGCAAAGGACGCAAUAUACCUAGAUAAGAAAGCAGGAGCAACGGUUGGGAAGCUUCUUUCACUUCUAGAAGUCCCACAUGAAUAUAUCGGAACUAUGAGUAAGGGAAUUGCAUAUUCUUGGAGAGUCAAGACAAGACAAAUCCCAUGGAGAGAUUUUUUCGAAGGCGUUGAACUCGGGUAUAGAGGUGAACUCGUCAUGUUGUCACCAGAGCUUUCACCUUUCCCUGAUGCUCAUACCCCUGAUGCUCAUGCUACCGAUGGGGAUAUUGGAUCUGACUCGGAUAUGUAUUCACUCAGUGAGGACUCACCAGAUGAUGACGACGUCUCCGAAGCCAGCUUUACGAUUGAUCUGGGUGAUAGUUCUGAUGAACGUCUGGAUAAUACUGACGAGGAACUCGAUCUAUUUGACGGGGUGAUACUGGAGCGAGAGCAGAUAACCAGUGACCUUUUUGCUACUGAAAGAGCAUGGGUUAGAUCUGCGCUUGAGUAG